UACUGUAACGGCAAGUACAACGAAGGUGCCAAGGUGCACAUGAAGAAGGACUGCCCAAAGCGCAAGGAAGAUUUUGCGAAGGGGUACUACCGCACGUCCAUCUACAAGGCGGCGAAGAGUGGUCCUGCUAAGGUGGCGGCGGUGCGCGCUACUCGCAGUGAAGUGGCCGUGGGCCAGGUGGAAGUGGCCACUCCAAGCGGCGGCGAUCGCACUGCCACGGACAUGGAGGAGGCGGCUGCUAGCCUGGAUGACCUCACCAUGCAGUUGGAGUAUGCGAUUCUGGAUGCGGAGUGAGCCUCACUGGUAGAGCUGAAGUGUUUGUACGAGCUAAAGUUGAUACCUCGUAUAGAUUUAGCUUUCCAAAUAAUGGCUCUUUGGAUAAUUCACAUGUUGGAUUGAUUCGUUUGUGC
This is a messenger RNA of Aphanomyces astaci, 410 nucleotides long. RefSeq lists its product as hypothetical. The record is from RefSeq and is a predicted model, not a curated record. Lineage: Eukaryota; Oomycota; Saprolegniomycetes; Saprolegniales; Verrucalvaceae. The coding region runs from base 40 to 294 and encodes 84 amino acids. The transcript is spliced from 2 exons.